AUGUCCACCACCACCACCACCACAACUACAACAACACGAGAUCAACCAUUCACUUUGACAUUGAGUAAGAGUCAUUUCCCACCUUUCGCACUCACACAUUCACCUACCAAGCCUUGCCCUUCACCCUUAUCCCGUUGGGCAACUACACCCACCUGUCCUACAUCGACACCUUCCCGACAUAUCAACCAGAAAGACAUCUCAAAAUCACAAUCCUCAGGUACGAUUGACAGAGAGCAGACGAUGUCAAUGGACAGAGAUAGAUUAUCGAUCGAUACUUUCACUUCUGUUAUAGAGAGGGAUACGGUAUAUUCCAGAGCUAGUAACGUUGCGUCUAUUCUUCGAUCACUUGGACCAUCGACAUCGGACCGAGAACAGGGUAUAAAUGCUCUGUGUAAUUAUAUAGAAGGGAAGAAGGGGAAGGGAAAGAAUGAAGAGGAAAUUAGAAAGAAGUUAGGCGUACUGGAAAGUAUGGUAUCUGCGGAUUUUGGAGAAAUAUUUGUGAAAGCCUCCCUUCGAUCGGGUCUCGCACGUAAGACCACCCAUCCCCCACUUUCCCCCAUGCCUGUACGACCGGUACAUCGUUCUCGUCUAUCUUUAGCUUCCCUAUCAAGCAUCAGAUCCUCCUCUCAAUCUCCUCCACCAUCUGUAACCCCCAUCAAGCCCGCGGAGGAAAAUCCCAGACCGGAUAAUUCGCCGAUAACUUAUACUUCACCUUCUUUCACCUUCUCCUUCUCGCCCGUCUCGUCUUCUUCAGCCUUUGCCACAAACCCAGGAUCGAACUCGUAUUCCAAUUUCGAAUAUCAUUCCUCGACCUCUUCUUCUACGCCUUCAUCAUUCUCUUCCCCGCCACCUCUGACAUCUUCUUCUCCUUCAUAUACAUCUUCCUCUUCUCCAUACACAUCUAUACCAUUCACCCCUUAUUCGCCCUUCGCCCGUGCGGAUACUCUGACCAGCUCGAGUACAUCUAGUGCAUCUUCGCUGGGUAGAGCACCUACUUUACUUAGUCCUCUGGCUAUCGGAGGAUGGGGUAGAUCAUGGGAAAGACCAUUACUGAGAAGCAACGACAAUGAUGGUAGACCUUCAAGAUCGAGGUUGGUGCUUGAUGGAAUAUCAUUGGAGAAUUUUCCCAAUCCACCGGAUCAUAUACCUUCACCAUCCGGUGCUUCCGACGAUAACGAUGAGGUCAGUCUUACUCGGGAUCAGAAACAUAUAUUUACUAAGGGAAUUUUCGAGUCGAAUAACCUAUCUAGAUCAUUCCAAAUACAGGUUGAUGAUCCUGUUCAAGAUUUGUCACCUACGAAAUCCACUUCACAUACGUUAGAUCAAUCAUGGUUAUCGCUCAGUAUAUCUGAUGUUGAUGAUAACUCUUCAGCGGGAUUACCGAGUGGUGGAUUACCUAGCUCCACGCAAACUUCCACUGGAAGUGGUAGUGGAAGUGAGGCAUUUGAAUGGGAUAGGAUUAUACAGAAUCAACUGACGAUGAACAUGGGAAUGGACGAUGAGAGGACUGUAACGGGUAUUGAAUCUAGUAGAUGGUCGGCGGUGAUUUCCAAUGUUGAUGAGAUCACAUCACCUAAUGAUCGUGCCGAACUUGACAAAGGUCCCACAGAAGCCUCGUUACUUCGAGAUGCAUACCUUAGCAUGAUACAUACCCCACCAUCAAUGAUCAACAUACCAGGUCCGGAACAAGGCGAUUCACAUACUAUCUUGAUGGCUUAUGCUCAACCUACGACGGCGUAA
Kwoniella botswanensis is the source of this 1740-nucleotide messenger RNA. RefSeq lists its product as uncharacterized. The record is from RefSeq and is a predicted model, not a curated record. Bases 1 to 1740 code for a protein of 579 amino acids. Lineage: Eukaryota; Fungi; Basidiomycota; Tremellomycetes; Tremellales; Cryptococcaceae. The transcript is spliced from 6 exons.